AGUGGCGGGAGGCAAGAUGUCGGCGGGGAAAGAUAAGAAGAACAGUUAUGGCGCGCUCACACCGGCAGCCAAGAGAAUACAGAAGGAAUUAGCAGAAAUUAGUUUGGAUCCCCCGUGCAAUUGUUCCGCAGGGCCCAAGGGUGAGAACCUCUUCGAGUGGGUAUCAACUAUCAUGGGACCGGCAAACUCACCAUAUGCAGGCGGAGUUUUCUUCUUAGACAUUAACUUCUCUCAAGACUAUCCCUUCAAGCCCCCCAAGAUUACCUUUAGGACGAAAAUUUACCAUUGCAACAUCAAUAGCGCAGGAGCAAUCUGCUUAGACAUCUUGAAAGAUAACUGGAGCCCAGCAUUGACGAUUUCCAAGGUCCUUCUCUCGAUCUGCUCUCUGCUCACGGACGCGAACCCCAACGAUCCUCUUGUGGGAAACAUAGCGCAGCAGUACCUGUCAGACAGGGAGGAACACGAUAAGAUAGCUGCAGAGUGGACGAAGAAAUAUGCAACGUGACAGAGACGUGGAGGCGAAAGACGGACAGACGAAUGUGUCUUCGACGACAAAACUCUUUUCAUUCAAGACAAGUCUAGAUCAAUAAUUAACGGCAGGCAAACUUC
This is a messenger RNA of Guillardia theta CCMP2712, 609 nucleotides long. RefSeq lists its product as hypothetical. Bases 17 to 505 code for a protein of 162 amino acids. The transcript is spliced from 6 exons. Gene Ontology annotation, cellular component: nucleus. The record is from RefSeq and is a predicted model, not a curated record. Gene Ontology annotation, biological process: protein polyubiquitination. Gene Ontology annotation, molecular function: ubiquitin conjugating enzyme activity. Lineage: Eukaryota; Cryptophyceae; Pyrenomonadales; Geminigeraceae.